Molecule: messenger RNA, 1866 nt
Organism: Camelina sativa (false flax)
Lineage: Eukaryota; Viridiplantae; Streptophyta; Magnoliopsida; Brassicales; Brassicaceae
Product: magnesium transporter MRS2-10
Biological process (GO): magnesium ion transport
Molecular function (GO): magnesium ion transmembrane transporter activity
Source: RefSeq, a predicted model, not a curated record
UAAUCCAAGUAAAGUAUCCAACAACUCAGCACAAGGGGCCAAACCAAAAGUUUCUUACUUUUGCUUCUUCUUCUUCUUCUUCUUCUUAGCAUUUACUCAAACCAAGUCAUUCAUUCAUUCCCACAAUCCCUUUUCGAACUUUUAGUUUUUAGGGUUUCUUCGUCGGAGUUUUUUUUUGGUGGAUUUUUCUCUGUUUUAUGGUCUCGAGACGAUCCAUCUGAUUUCUGUUAUCCAGUACAAUUCGAUGACUCGUCGUGGGUUUUGAAAGUGGAAGUUUUUAUAAUUUUGUAUAGCUUUCUGAUCCUUUGCCUUGUAUGAUAAGAGUUACAACACCCCCGAGAUCGGUCUUGAUUUCUUUUUAACUCUAGAGUAUCUGGAGAUUGGCAACAAUGUCUGAGCUCAAAGAGAGUUUGCUUCCUCCAAGACCUGCUUCAGCUAUUAACCUUAGAGGGGAUGCAGCAGCUUCUCGUCCUUCUCCAUCAGGGAGACAACCUCUCCUUGGACUUGAUGUUUUGGGUCUCAAGAAGCGUGGCCAAGGCCUCAAGUCUUGGAUCCGUGUUGAUACUUUUGCCAAUUCCCAGCUCAUUGAGGUCGAUAAGUUCACUAUGAUGCGUAGAUGUGAUUUGCCUGCUCGUGAUUUAAGGCUCCUUGAUCCUUUGUUUGUCUACCCCUCCACUAUCCUUGGCAGAGAGAAGGCUAUUGUUGUUAACUUGGAGCAGAUCCGUUGUAUCAUUACUGCUGAUGAGGUUUUGCUCUUGAAUUCCCUUGACAACUAUGUGCUUCGGUAUGUUGUUGAGCUGCAGCAGAGGCUAAAGGCAAGUUCUGUUACUGGGGUUUGGAAUCAGGACACUCUUGAAUUCAGCAGGAGGAGUAGGAGUAGGAGUUUAGACAAUGUCUUUCAGAACUCAUCCCCUGAUUAUUUACCUUUCGAGUUUAGGGCUCUUGAAGUUGCCCUUGAAGCUGCUUGUACCUUCCUUGAUUCCCAGGCUUCAGAGUUAGAGAUUGAGGCAUACCCAUUAUUGGAUGAGCUUACCUCAAAGAUCAGUACUUUAAACUUGGAGCGUGCGCGUAGACUAAAGAGCAGACUUGUAGCAUUGACGAGAAGAGUUCAAAAGGUUCGGGAUGAGAUUGAACAGCUAAUGGACGAUGAUGGGGAUAUGGCGGAAAUGUACCUAACAGAGAAGAAGAAGAGAAUGGAAGGAUCUUUAUAUGGUGAUCAGUCUUUACCUGUUUACAGAUCGAAUGAUUGUGUUUCUCUGUCUGCGCCAGUUUCUCCUGUUUCUUCUCCUCCUGAGACCCGUAGACUUGAGAAAAGCUUGAGCGUUGUAAGGAGCCGGCAUGACAGUGCUAGGAGCUCAGAAGGUGCAACCGAGAAUAUAGAGGAGCUAGAGAUGUUGCUGGAAGCAUACUUUGUUGUCAUCGAUAGCACUCUCAACAAGCUAACCUCGUUAAAGGAGUACAUUGAUGAUACCGAGGAUUUCAUCAGCAUACAAUUGGAUAACGUACGGAAUCAGCUGAUCCAAUUCGAGCUGCUGCUAACUACUGCGACAUUCGUUGUAGCCAUCUUUGGGGUUGUAGCAGGGAUCUUUGGGAUGAAUUUUGAAAUAGAUUUCUUUGAAAAGCCAGGUGCUUUCAAAUGGGUUUUGACCAUCACUGGAGUGUGCGGCCUUCUCAUAUUUUUGGCAUUCGUCUGGUUCUACAAACGUAGAAGACUCAUGCCUCUGUGAAGACAUAAUAACUGCCCUGACACGUAGACGAUUGUGUUUACUGUUUAUGUUACUUAAAUUAAUACAUUAAUCGUCUGUGACCUUUUUAUAUAAAGAUGAAACAGUGUCAUUAAGGAUGAAAUACAAAUUACUUGAAGCA